Molecule: messenger RNA, 2513 nt
Organism: Exaiptasia diaphana
Lineage: Eukaryota; Metazoa; Cnidaria; Anthozoa; Actiniaria; Aiptasiidae
Product: pikachurin
Exons: 16
Coding region: 1-2475 (824 amino acids)
Molecular function (GO): calcium ion binding
Source: RefSeq, a predicted model, not a curated record
AUGACUCGGGGCCUUAGUUUCCAUGGUAACUCGUAUAUAACGUUACCAAGGCUGCCGUUGUCGACACGAAAGUCUUUGGAGUUAUUGAUAUCUUUUAAGGCAAGCAGCAAGGAUGGAUUGCUGCUGUAUGGAGGGAGACAGUCUGGGAUGAAAGAUUUUCUUGCUGUUGGKCUUWCGAAUGGUUUUGUUGAAUUGAGAUUCAGUAACGGGGCCGACGAAGUAACACUUACCACACCAAACAGUGUCACUCUGGGUCAUUGGCAUCAAGUUGUGAUAUUUCGUGACCAGCGUGACGGUUACAUCACUCUUGACUACGUUCAGCUUGUCAGCGGCUCCUCCAAAAAGAAUAAGAGGCUGUUGAACUUGAAUACGCCUCUUUACCUCGGUGGUCUGCCUCGAUAUGAUGUAACUAAUGUCCCGUAUGCUCAUGGUUUCCAUGGAUGCGUSAAAGAACUGGUUAUCGACAACAAGAAAGUCGAUCUCAGACUUCCUGGAGGAKCUGCUAAACGCAGUAAAAAUAUUGAGGAAUGUCAGAACUCAAUUGAAUGUCAAUGUGAGAACGGCGGURUCUGUCAAGUAACACGACAAGGUGAACCUCUAUGCGCAUGUCCGUUAGGUACCGCUGGUCAGUACUGCCAACAUGAGGUCACUCUAAAAAUGCCAUCAUUUAAUGGACGAUCGCACCUCUCCUACCCCUCYUUGGGAGAUGCUGCUUCCAAGUCUUUCACAAUCAGCCUAACGCUAAAGCCGUCGUAUGAAACAGGACUCAUCCUCUUGAAURCUGACAGAGCUAAAGAACAAGGUGACUUUUUCUCCUUGUCGAUAAGGGADGGGAGGGUAGAGUUCCUGUUUGAUUGUGGAUCUGGGCCAGCAAUCAUCAGGAGCAAAGAACCAAUCAGCAUUGACUACUGGCACACCAUAACAAUAUGGAGAAGCGGAAGUAAAGGAAGUCUAAAAGUAGAUGAUGGGAUGCCUGUGUUCGGAGAAUCACUUGGUCACCUUCGUCAUAUAAGUCUUCGUCGGAAUUUUUUUAUUGGUGGGAUAGAAGACUACAAGUAUCAACCCUAUCUGGUGGAUAUGAAGUCGGGCUUUGUUGGCUGUAUUCAAAAGGUGACAGUCAACUCUCUCCCACUAGAUCUCGCCACGCCACUUUCUGGUUGGAACAUCAAGAACUGUGACCAUGCGUGYRUCACGCAAUCUAUAUGUCAAAAUGGCGGAAAGUGUCACGCYRAGAUGAAUGACUUUCAAUGUCAGUGUCCUAUUGGCUACACGGGAACAUAUUGCAGCUUACGAAUGGAUAUAAAGAUGCCSUUAUUCCGAGAACAAUCUUACCUUACCUACYCWUCCCUCGGUGYUAAAGCAUACGACGCCUUUACUCUAACAGUAGUACUAAGACCUAUGAAAAGCACAGGUUUGGUACUGUACAAUGGGAGAGCUAGCGGUAGUUACGGCGAUUACGUAUCUCUUGCGUUGCGUAACGGGUUUGUGGAGUUUGUAUUCGACUGCGGUUCAGGGGCAGCAAUUYUAAGGAGCAAAUCGAAGAUCCUAGUUGGUCAGUGGCAUACCAUCACCAUCUCAAGAAGCGGUAGAAAAGGAAGACUUAAAUUGGAUGACGGGAACCCUGUGUUUGGUGAAUCACCUGGCUACUUUCGUCACGUGACACUUAAAGAGGAUUUGUUUCUUGGUGGAAUGAAAGAUUUUUCGAAGCAACCGCUUCCCGUUGGCGUUAGAACAGGAUUUGCUGGAUGCAUACAAAAGGUUUCUGUCAACAACAAUCUACUUCUUCUCUCAUCGCCUCGAUCUGGUGUAAAUGUUCAAAACUGUGAUCACGUGUGUGUCGCGCAUUACGUGUGCAUGAAUGGCGGAACGUGUCACGCCGAGAUGGAUAAUUUCAAAUGUCGAUGUGCCGAAGGAUAUGCGGGAAUGAUGUGCGAUAGAGUGGUCAAAGUAAGCAGUCACUAUUUUGAUGGGRAUUCAUUUGUCGCUAUUACAAAGAAAAAGAUUAUGAGAAGGAUUUCUGGACCAGCAACAGAUGUGCGACUUUGGAUAAAAACUUUGUCGGAAAAUGGACUUCUAAUUUUUGUUCAUCAGCCAAAAUCUCCAUACAAGAAUUACUUAAUGGUCUUAGUCAAUCAUGGAUUUAUCCAAGUUAGAUACAAGAAAGGAAAUGAAGAAACUAUAAUCAAAUCAAACCAUAAAGUUAACGACGAUCUUUGGCAUGAAAUUCACUUUUCAAGAACGCCAUCUUUGUGGAGCAUUAAUGUUGAUGAUAAGAAAACAGCGAAAAGAGUGAAACAAAAAGAAAAUUACGAUUUCUAUCGCGGCGAAAUGUUUAUUGGAGGAUUACCAAGUCACUCAAUCGACUGGCCAARCUUCAAGGGACAUAUAAAACGCCUUGUUAUUGGUGGAUAUAAAAUUGACGUCACAGAAGAGUCUAUCGACGUGGGAGCGAGGCGGUAUCGCACAUCAAUAUAAAAUAUUCCGUGAAAGAGUUAACAAGCUAAACUCUCACU